GCCCGAAUGUCCUACUUCUGCUACUAUAUCUUAUGUUCCCGUGGUCUUGCGGUCUCUCCACAGCUGCGCAUGAACAACAGUCGAAAGUGAAGAUCGGAAAUAGACCGUACCGUCUGAUCUGCCUACUCUGCCUAGUUACAUCCGCCCUCAUCGUGAUAGUGGUCGGACUCUCGAUCCAUGGUGAGUGGAACGGUCUCCGAGUGCAGUCAGACCGAAUGCACAGCGAUCUCCGUCACCAGUUCACUGAGAUGGAAACGAAGUACAGAUCUGUCAACGAAACCAAGGCUCAAAUCUGUGAAUUGUUGACCAGCAGAAGAGAGCAAACGUGUUCCAAGGACUGGAUGAAAAAUAAAGACCGGUGUUAUUACGUAUCCACGUUUGAAGCAUCUUUCCGCCAAGCGAUGGAAGAAUGUUCAAACCGUGACUCAAGGCUGCUGGAAAUCAAUUCAAGGGAUGAAGCGAGCUUUGCAUCCAACAAACUGUUGUACCGAAACAUUGCACUCUGGAUUGGAAAAUGCGAAAACGGGACUGUGGGCAUGACCCUCUUGUACAAUGUGUCCCCGUGGACGUCCAACUGCAGAGACUGCGAGGCGUACUUAGGGAGUUACCCUUGUGAUAGAGAUCGGCGUUUCAUCUGCGAGAAGUCGGCACCUUUGUUCCCGGAUAUUCCUGAAGAGAUCCAGGGUCUCUGCCAACAGCCAGAGGAGGCGACGUGAAUGAAGUGACUACUCCCAUUUUUCCCUUCUCUCUCUAUCACUCUCACUCCUAAAUCAUUUCUAAAUUUGCUCCCUACCCUCUCUGCCCCACCCUCCUACUCCAUUUCCUCUUAUCGCAAGCAGAUUCUCUACACCAGACACCGACAAACCCGUCCCGCCGUCUAUCCCUUUCUUUCUCGCCAUUCCCACCGUCCCGCUCUUCCAAGCUCUGUCUACCUUUCUCUCUGCCCCGUCACCUCCUCAAAUUUCCUCUAACUUACUUAACUUACUCAACCCACUCUUUCUCUGCAUCCUCCGCAGAUCUGUUACACCUCUCUCCCCUUCCCUCCCCAGGGACUCUGUACCUCCCCUCCCCGUUCUCCCGUUCUCUCUCUAAGCCCUCUGACUCCCUGAUCUCUCUCUCUCUCUCUCUCUCUCUCUCUCUCUCUCUCUCUCUCUCUCUCUCUCUCUCUCUCUCUCUCUCUCUCU
This is a messenger RNA of Hypanus sabinus (Atlantic stingray), 1184 nucleotides long. Its product is annotated as killer cell lectin-like receptor subfamily B member 1B allele B. Lineage: Eukaryota; Metazoa; Chordata; Chondrichthyes; Myliobatiformes; Dasyatidae. Bases 33 to 716 code for a protein of 227 amino acids. The transcript has 5 exons. The record is from RefSeq and is a predicted model, not a curated record.